Messenger RNA from Symbiodinium natans, 2670 nucleotides. The record is from the annotation of a GenBank genome assembly. Lineage: Eukaryota; Dinophyceae; Suessiales; Symbiodiniaceae.
AUGAGGCUCCUUGAGCUCUUUUCGGGCACGGGGUCGAUCGGGCGCGCUUUCCGGGACAGGGGCUGGGAGGUCGUUUCCGUGGACCUCGAUCCCAAGUUCGAGCCCACCGUCUGCUGCGACAUCAUGGAGCUGGAUGAGACUUCUUUGGGGCACUUCGACAUGGUCUGGGCCAGCCCUGUGUGCACCGAGUACUCCCAGGCGCUGCGGAAGAGGCCCCGCAACCUCGAGGCGGGGGACCGCCUCGUGCUACGAGCGCUCGAGGUCAUCCGCAACCUGCGCCCGCAGUGGUGGGCCUUGGAGAACCCGCAGACGGGGCUGCUGAAAACUCGACCCUUCAUGCACGGGCUGCCCUUCUCGGACGUCUGCUACUGCAAGUACGGGUACCGGUACCGGAAGGCCACGAGGAACCUGCCUUGGCGGCCCUCGGAAGCCAUGUGCCUCAAAGACAGCCGCUGCGCCGCCUUCGCGGACGGCAUCCACCCCGAGGCAGCACAGCGGGGGACGACCGCCGGCCGCCGCGGUCAGCAGAGCCAGCCGCAGCUCUACAGCAUGCCUCCGCGGCUUUGCGAAGUCAAACUCUUCCCGACGCCCAAGUUCCAGGUGCAGCAGCCCCGCGACCCCGUGGUGCCCAGGCUGCCGGCGAACGGCGUGCUGGUGGGUCCGAGUCGCACAGGCAAGACCGUGCUCCUCGUGUCCAUGAUCUUGGAGCAGUACAGAGGCUGCUUUUCCCGCAUCUACAUCAUGUCACCUUCCGUGGACAUAGAUUCUGCCUGGGACCCCGUGAAGGACUACAUUCGCGAGGAGCUGGGCGUCGACACAGACCGUGAGCAGGCUUGGUGGACCGAGUGGGACGAGGACGCGCUGCGCCGCAUCAUGGAGCAGCAGAAGCGGAUCACACAGCAGUCCAAGCGCCUGGGCAUGAAGAAGCUGUACCAAGUUUUGCUGGUACUCGACGACGUAGCGGACGCCAAGGGGGUCCACAACAGGACCGGGGAUGGCAUGCUGGACAAAUUGUACAUCAGAGGCCGCCAUUACAUGAUUUCAACGUGGACCAGCACCCAAAAGCUGCGACUGAUGAGCUCGGCGGUGCGGGUGAACAUCAUGUUCGCUUGCGUUUUCCGGCUGCGGAACCGCUUGGAACUGGAAGCUCUAGUGGAAGAAUUGAGUGCGCUCGUAGACAAGGAGACGCUUUACGGGAUGUAUGAGGAAGCCACCAGGGAGAAGUACUCUUUUUGGUACGUCAACCUGCUGGCGCCCAAAGAGGAGGCCUUCUGGGUGCGCUUCGAGCGAAAAUUCGUGCUGGACGGCGCCGCGGAGCCCGCGCAGCCCGCGGAGCCCCAGCAGCCGGUAAAUGGGUGCGCAUCGCAGACGCGUUUCACGCACCUCUACUGGAUCGACGUGGCCCUGGGCACGCUGAACACGGCGGAGCUGCCCGUGGGCGCCUACACCGGCGCGCGGCUGGCGGCCUGGAUCUCCUCCAACUUCGCAGCCGCCACCUACGUGGAGGCCACGAACGCCGUCGAGGUGGCCUACGACUCGAACCGCCGCAUACUCUCGGACGCGGAGCUGCGGGACCUGUUCCCGAACGGCCCGGGGUACCCCCAGGGCGCCUCCGCUACCCGCCCCCAGAGCAUCAACCACCUGCUGGGCGGCAGCUACCUGGACGGCGCGCUGCAGAUCUUCCUGUGGGUGUCCAUGAACGCCUACAACGAGGUCUACCUGCGGUGCCGGGAGCUGGGCAACGCGGCCCACAUCCUGGGCCCCUUGGGGACGGACAUAAUUUGCAAGGUCAUCGUGGACCGCGGCGUGGGGCACGUCAUGAAGGACCAAACCGACGACGGCCACUUCGUGGAGCUCAGGGGCCCGAUCACGCUGCGGUCUCUGAAUUUUCGGCUGACGGACGUGAAUGGCAACGAGGGGACCCACGCUGGCAUGGCCGAUGAGCCAGAGCCCACGCAGCAAGAGCCCCAGCAGGGUGCUCCGGAGGCAGCAGGCGCGGAGGAACCUGCUGGAGCAGCCGAGCUGGUGGGAGAGGCUCCUGCAAUGGCUGAUCCCGCCCCCGCUCCCCCUGCCACACCUCGCCCUGGGGUGGUGGCCGUGCCCGCCGCUGAGGACGCCGGAGCACCAGUGCCCAAGCGCAGGGGCCGCCCGGCCGGUUCAAAGAACAAGCCCAAGCCGCCGGCGACGGUUCCCGCCGCCGACGCUGGGGGAGGCGGUCAGCCGCAGCCGGCGAGCGCGGUUCCUGCUCAGCCGGAGCCCGAGCCGGAGCCCAAGCCGAAGCAGCGCCCCCUCCACCUGACGCCCUCGCAGGUGCGCAUGAUGCGCCAGAUCAGCCGGCAGAUGAUGCCCCUGGAGCGCCGCAACGAGCCCCAGAUGCUCAGGAGCUUCUGGCAGAAGUACCCGAGCUACAACGUGAAUCCGCUGCUCCACAAGCGCUACAACGAGCUCCUGGAGGCCCGGGCCUUCAACAAGUGGCUCGAGGAGCGCCGGACGCGCAAGGAGGGCGAGGAGUACACCGACGCGGUGGGCCGGCUGACGGAGGCCGUGAACCGCCGGGUGCCCCAGCUGCGGUACGCCCCGGCGGAGCGGGCGGGGGUGCGGCGGAUGGCGAGGGACGUCGCGGCGGGCAGGAACACGGCGGACAGCGGCGUUCACGGGGGCAUGCUGUAA